AUGCACUGCCAUGCACUGCCAUGCACUGCACCCAUCCUGCCCGCGGGGAGUGACAGCCGCAGCAUUCCUGCUGCGCUCCGGCCGUGCCUCGCGGCCCUGCCCAGCAGUUCUGGACGACAGCUGAGACCAGCUGAGCCCCCAGGAGAUGCUGAUGCUGUUGCAGAUGCAGACGAUGAAGAUUCUGUUAAUGAAGUGGCAGUAGAAGACGUUCGUCCAAGGCCACAAGGAUCCUCUCCAGUUUAUGAGUAUCCUGUAGAAGAAGACUAUUUAAAGCUUCAAGAAGAAAACAAAAAACAUUCUACAGACAAAUCAAAACAGAGUCAUCCACAGGAGACAAUGGAAGUGACCCUGAAAACAGAAGUGGAAGCUGGUGCUAGUGGUUUUAGUGUGAAAGGUGGAGGAAAUGAAGGAAUAUUUAUUAAAAGAGUACUUAAGGAAUCUCCUGCUUCAAAAAUAUUUAGUCUUAGAGAAGGUGAUCAGCUUCUAAGUGCUACAAUAUUUUUUGAUAAUAUCAAAUAUGAAGAUGCACUGAAGAUUCUCCAAUAUUCCGAGCCAUACAGAGUCCAAUUCAGUCUCAAAAGGAAAAUUGCUGUGCAAGAAGAUCUAGAACACUCUACAGCCCAGCACACAAAGGAAAGGAUAGGCCAGGAAAAAGAACUCAGUGAGAGCAUUCCUGAAGAAACACUACAUGUUUCAGGAAAAACUAUUUCAGAAGAAGACAGGGAAACAUUAAUUGUAAGCCAAAGGAUAGGAAGAAGUAAAAGAGCUAAAAAAGACAGAUUAUCAUGGCCAAAAUUUCAAUCAAUCAAAAAUAAAAAGAUACUGAGGCACAGAAGAUCUCAUAGUACAUCAGAUGCAUACGAGCCUGCUAUACAGGAUAUUUCCCCUACAAGCACGGACACAGAGUCCCAGUAUCCACAAGAGGUCCAUACCAAAGAGAAAAAAGUAAGCCAAAGGAAGCUGAAGUUCCCUAGCAUUGGAUUCAGAAUGCACAGGUCCAAACCAGAACCACAAGAGAAGAAAAAAAAAGAAAUAAAAACCACACUGAUCUCUGAAACAGAGAAAAUACAUAGCGAUGAUAUAAGCUUGGAAAAUCCUGAAAUCUUAACUGUUGAAUAUACCACAUCUCCUGCUUAUGAAAUGAAAAGAGGUGAGAAACACGAAACUUUAACAAAAGACUUAAAAGAGAUUAAAAAUGGUAUUCCAUCUCAUGUAAAACAAUGCCCUGAAGUUGAAAUAAGCAUUAAAAAAGAGAAAGACAAGGAAGCAACAUCAGAAUUUAGUGCAACUGAAAUACCAGACAUAACAAUAGAGAUACCAAAGCCCAGUUUAGAAGCAGCUGAUCUGAAAGUAAGCCCAACUAAAAAAUCACCACAAGCUUCAUCAAAAUCUCGAAAAAAGAAACAGAAAGGAACAGCAGAUAAAAGAGAUGGAGAAAGUGGAAUUAACAUAGACUUGAUGGGACACACAGCUAAAGGAUCUGUGCAGGUAAAAGGCCUAGAAAUAUGCACUGCUAAAGCUGAAUUACAGACAUCUGACACACUGGAAACAGGAGAAAAACAAACAGAAGAAAUAAAACAAAUGCUAAAUAUUCAGAAAAUGAAUUAUGGAAUUUCAGUGACCAAAAGAAAAGAGACAGAGACUGACACCACCAAACAGAGAAGUGACAUUCUACAGUCAGAACUAGAAAAAACAGCUGGUUCACAAGACAGCAGGAAUUUCAGUGUGAAAACUCUUAUGACAGAUGCAGAAUCAGAAGUCUCUACUUGGAAAGUACAAAUGCCAUCAUUCAAAGUGGCCAAAGCACCAAAAACUGACAAGAAAAUACCAAUAGAAGAAAACAGAGAGAACACAGAAGAUAUGGUAAAAAAGGAACAGAUAGAGGAAGAUGACAUGCCAACAAAUGACAAAGUCCUAAACCUAGAACUUGGAAUGAAGAGAGGGGAAAAAGAUAUAGAGGGGAAAGAAAGCAAAUUCAGACUGCCAAAGUUAAAAUUCCCUACAUUUACCUGGUCAACUACCAAGGAAGAAACUGCUCAACCUGAAGAAGAGAUAAGUACAAGAGAAGUAAACAUGAAAACCCUACAAAGAGCAGAAGGCCUUCAGCUAAGUAGACCAACAGAGGAAAUCAUGGUACCAAGUGCAGAAAACGAAACAGGAAUAUCGAUACGGAAAACAGAUGAACAAGAAAUCAAAGAAAAGACAACAUGCCAGAUACCAAGUCAAAAAAUACCAACUAUAAAAACUUCCCAAAUAAAAAUAAAUACAGAAGAAAAGAAUGAAAAACUAUUGAUUUCAAAAACUGACAGAGAAAUAGAGAAGACAGAACUCAACAAAAUAUCAAAACAUGCAAAUAUAGAAAUUACACCAUCUGACCCUAAAUCACCCAAGGUGCAUAUCAGCCUGCCCUCCGUCGACGUCAGCCUUCCACAGGCCAGCGUUGACCUUCAGGCGCCCGAGGCCACCCUUAGCCUGGAAGGUGAAGCCAAAGUGCCAGAGAAGGAGGCCGCCAAGACCAAGGACGGCAAGUUCAAGAUGCCCAAGUUCGGCAUGCCUUCCUUUGGCUGGUCCAGCAGCAGAGAGGCCAAGGGCACCGUGGCCGCCGAGGCGGACGUCAGCCUCAAGGAGCCUCACGUGGCGGUGCCCUCGGGGGCCGCUGAAGUGGACGUGACCCUGCCUGGGGCUGAAGUCCAAGCUCCCGGCGUGGAGGUGACUGUCGAGACGGCCGCCAUCUCAGCAGAGGGCGAGAAAGGCCGAUUCAAGAUGCCCGACGUCAAGAUGCCCAGCGUCAAGCUGCCCAAAGUCAAAGCUCCCCAGGCGCAGGUCAGCCUGCCUAAGGCCGAGGUCUCGCUGCCCAAAGGCCAGGAGGGCGAUGUCGCCCUGCCGGGCCCCGAGGCCGAAGCCAGCCUGGAGGUGGCCGCCGGCAAAGCUGAGGGUGGCGGCAUGAAAAUACACAUGCCCAAAGUCAAGGUGCCCAGCGUGGUCUUCUCCAAGCCCACCGUCAAGGCUCCCAAAGUGGACGCAGAUGUCAGCCUCCCGCAGGCAGAGCUCAAGGCCGCCGACGUCAGCGUCGCGGCACCCGACGUCCAGCUGCCCUCGGUGGAAGGUUCCCUCGAUCUGCAGGCGCCUGACAUUGACCUCAAAACGCCCUCCACCGAAGGCAAGCUCGAGCUGGAAGGCACGGGCCUGAAAGCCAAGCUCAAGAUGCCCAAGUUCGACAAGCCCAAAUUCUCAGUGUCCUCUCCCAAGGCCGAGGCUCCCGCAGCCGAGGUCAGCCUGCCCAGCGCGGAGGUCGACCUCCCCUCCGCCGCCGUGACAGCCGCAGGGGAGGGCCCCGCGCUGGGCCUCAAAGCUGACAUUCCAGGAGCCAAGACCGAAGGCGCCGGCUUGAAGCUGGAGAAGCCCUCCCUCAAGAUGCCCAAAGCUGACAUCAAAGCUCCCAAGGUGGACAUCAGCCUGCCCUCCGUCGACGUCAGCCUUCCACAGGCCAGCGUUGACCUUCAGGCGCCCGAGGCCACCCUUAGCCUGGAAGGUGAAGCCAAAGUGCCAGAGAAGGAGGCCGCCAAGACCAAGGACGGCAAGUUCAAGAUGCCCAAGUUCGGCAUGCCUUCCUUUGGCUGGUCCAGCAGCAGAGAGGCCAAGGGCACCGUGGCCGCCGAGGCGGACGUCAGCCUCAAGGAGCCUCACGUGGCGGUGCCCUCGGGGGCCGCUGAAGUGGACGUGACCCUGCCCGGGGCUGAAGUCCAAGCUCCCGGCGUGGAGGUGACUGUCGAGACGGCCGCCAUCUCAGCUGAGGGCGAGAAAGGCCGAUUCAAGAUGCCCGACGUCAAGAUGCCCAGCGUCAAGCUGCCCAAAGUCAAAGCUCCCCAGGCGCAGGUCAGCCUGCCUAAGGCCGAGGUCUCGCUGCCCAAAGGCCAGGAGGGCGAUGUCGCCCUGCCGGGCCCCGAGGCCGAAGCCAGCCUGGAGGUGGCCGCCGGCAAAGCUGAGGGCGGUGGCAUGAAAAUACACAUGCCCAAAGUCAAGGUGCCCAGCGUGGUCUUCUCCAAGCCCACCGUCAAGGCUCCCAAAGUGGACGCAGAUGUCAGCCUCCCGCAGGCAGAGCUCAAGGCCGCCGACGUCAGCGUCGCGGCACCCGACGUCCAGCUGCCCUCGGUGGAAGGUUCCCUCGAGCUGCAGGCGCCUGACAUCGACCUCAAAACGCCCUCCACCGAAGGCAAGCUCGAGCUGGAAGGCACGGGCCUGAAAGCCAAGCUCAAGAUGCCCAAGUUCGACAAGCCCAAAUUCUCAGUGUCCUCUCCCAAGGCCGAGGCUCCCGCAGCCGAGGUCAGCCUGCCCAGCGCGGAGGUCGACCUCCCCUCCGCCGCCGUGACAGCCGCAGGGGAGGGCCCCGCGCUGGGCCUCAAAGCUGACAUUCCAGGAGCCAAGACCGAAGGCGCCGGCUUGAAGCUGGAGAAGCCCUCCCUCAAGAUGCCCAAAGCUGACAUCAAAGCUCCCAAGGUGGACAUCAGCCUGCCCUCCGUCGACGUCAGCCUUCCACAGGCCAGCGUUGACUUUCAGGUGCCCGAGGCCACCCUUAGCCUGGAAGGUGAAGCCAAAGUGCCAGAGAAGGAGGCCGCCAAGACCAAGGACGGCAAGUUCAAGAUGCCCAAGUUCGGCAUGCCUUCCUUUGGCUGGUCCAGCAGCAGAGAGGCCAAGGGCACCGUGGCCGCCGAGGCGGACGUCAGCCUCAAGGAGCCUCACGUGGCGGUGCCCUCGGGGGCCGCUGAAGUGGACGUGACCCUGCCCGGGGCUGAAGUCCAAGCUCCCGGCGUGGAGGUGACUGUCGAGACGGCCGCCAUCUCAGCUGAGGGCGAGAAAGGCCGAUUCAAGAUGCCCGACGUCAAGAUGCCCAGCGUCAAGCUGCCCAAAGUCAAAGCUCCCCAGGCGCAGGUCAGCCUGCCUAAGGCCGAGGUCUCGCUGCCCAAAGGCCAGGAGGGCGAUGUCGCCCUGCCGGGCCCCGAGGCCGAAGCCAGCCUGGAGGUGGCCGCCGGCAAAGCUGAGGGUGGCGGCAUGAAAAUACACAUGCCCAAAGUCAAGGUGCCCAGCGUGGUCUUCUCCAAGCCCACCGUCAAGGCUCCCAAAGUGGACGCAGAUGUCAGCCUCCCGCAGGCAGAGCUCAAGGCCGCCGACGUCAGCGUCGCGGCACCCGACGUCCAGCUGCCCUCGGUGGAAGGUUCCCUCGAUCUGCAGGCGCCUGACAUUGACCUCAAAACGCCCUCCACCGAAGGCAAGCUCGAGCUGGAAGGCACGGGCCUGAAAGCCAAGCUCAAGAUGCCCAAGUUCGACAAGCCCAAAUUCUCAGUGUCCUCUCCCAAGGCCGAGGCUCCCGCAGCCGAGGUCAGCCUGCCCAGCGCGGAGGUCGACCUCCCCUCCGCCGCCGUGACAGCCGCAGGGGAGGGCCCCGCGCUGGGCCUCAAAGCUGACAUUCCAGGAGCCAAGACCGAAGGCGCCGGCUUGAAGCUGGAGAAGCCCUCCCUCAAGAUGCCCAAAGCUGACAUCAAAGCUCCCAAGGUGGACAUCAGCCUGCCCUCCGUCGACGUCAGCCUUCCACAGGCCAGCGUUGACCUUCAGGCGCCCGAGGCCACCCUUAGCCUGGAAGGUGAAGCCAAAGUGCCAGAGAAGGAGGCCGCCAAGACCAAGGACGGCAAGUUCAAGAUGCCCAAGUUCGGCAUGCCUUCCUUUGGCUGGUCCAGCAGCAGAGAGGCAAAGGGCACCGUGGCCGCCGAGGCGGACGUCAGCCUCAAGGAGCCUCACGUGGCGGUGCCCUCGGGGGCCGCUGAAGUGGACGUGACCCUGCCCGGGGCUGAAGUCCAAGCUCCCGGCGUGGAGGUGACUGUCGAGACGGCCGCCAUCUCAGCUGAGGGCGAGAAAGGCCGAUUCAAGAUGCCCGACGUCAAGAUGCCCAGCGUCAAGCUGCCCAAAGUCAAAGCUCCCCAGGCGCAGGUCAGCCUGCCUAAGGCCAAGGUCUCGCUGCCCAAAGGCCAGGAGGGCGAUGUCGCCCUGCCGGGCCCCGAGGCCGAAGCCAGCCUGGAGGUGGCCGCCGGCAAAGCUGAGGGCGGCGGCAUGAAAAUACACAUGCCCAAAGUCAAGGUGCCCAGCGUGGUCUUCUCCAAGCCCACCGUCAAGGCUCCCAAAGUGGACGCAGAUGUCAGCCUCCCGCAGGCAGAGCUCAAGGCCGCCGACGUCAGCGUCGCGGCACCCGACGUCCAGCUGCCCUCGGUGGAAGGUUCCCUCGAUCUGCAGGCGCCUGACAUCGACCUCAAAACGCCCUCCACCGAAGGCAAGCUCGAGCUGGAAGGCACGGGCCUGAAAGCCAAGCUCAAGAUGCCCAAGUUCGACAAGCCCAAAUUCUCAGUGUCCUCUCCCAAGGCCGAGGCUCCCGCAGCCGAGGUCAGCCUGCCCAGCGCGGAGGUCGACCUCCCCUCCGCCGCCGUGACAGCCGCAGGGGAGGGCCCCGCGCUGGGCCUCAAAGCUGACAUUCCAGGAGCCAAGACCGAAGGCGCCGGCUUGAAGCUGGAGAAGCCCUCCCUCAAGAUGCCCAAAGCUGACAUCAAAGCUCCCAAGGUGGACAUCAGCCUGCCCUCCGUCGACGUCAGCCUUCCACAGGCCAGCGUUGACUUUCAGGUGCCCGAGGCCACCCUUAGCCUGGAAGGUGAAGCCAAAGUGCCAGAGAAGGAGGCCGCCAAGACCAAGGACGGCAAGUUCAAGAUGCCCAAGUUCGGCAUGCCUUCCUUUGGCUGGUCCAGCAGCAGAGAGGCCAAGGGCACCGUGGCCGCCGAGGCGGACGUCAGCCUCAAGGAGCCUCACGUGGCGGUGCCCUCGGGGGCCGCUGAAGUGGACGUGACCCUGCCCGGGGCUGAAGUCCAAGCUCCCGGCGUGGAGGUGACUGUCGAGACGGCUGCCAUCUCAGCUGAGGGCGAGAAAGGCCGAUUCAAGAUGCCCGACGUCAAGAUGCCCAGCGUCAAGCUGCCCAAAGUCAAAGCUCCCCAGGCGCAGGUCAGCCUGCCUAAGGCCGAGGUCUCGCUGCCCAAAGGCCAGGAGGGCGAUGUCGCCCUGCCGGGCCCCGAGGCCGAAGCCAGCCUGGAGGUGGCCGCCGGCAAAGCUGAGGGCGGCGGCAUGAAAAUACACAUGCCCAAAGUCAAGGUGCCCAGCGUGGUCUUCUCCAAGCCCACCGUCAAGGCUCCCAAAGUGGACGCAGAUGUCAGCCUCCCGCAGGCAGAGCUCAAGGCCGCCGACGUCAGCGUCGCGGCACCCGACGUCCAGCUGCCCUCGGUGGAAGGUUCCCUCGAUCUGCAGGCGCCUGACAUCGACCUCAAAACGCCCUCCACCGAAGGCAAGCUCGAGCUGGAAGGCACGGGCCUGAAAGCCAAGCUCAAGAUGCCCAAGUUCGACAAGCCCAAAUUCUCAGUGUCCUCUCCCAAGGCUGAGGCUCCCGCAGCCGAGGUCAGCCUGCCCAGCGCGGAGGUCGACCUCCCCUCCGCCGCCGUGACAGCCGCAGGGGAGGGCCCCGCGCUGGGCCUCAAAGCUGACAUUCCAGGAGCCAAGACCGAAGGCGCCGGCUUGAAGCUGGAGAAGCCCUCCCUCAAGAUGCCCAAAGCUGACAUCAAAGCUCCCAAGGUGGACAUCAGCCUGCCCUCCGUCGACGUCAGCCUUCCACAGGCCAGCGUUGACCUUCAGGCGCCCGAGGCCACCCUUAGCCUGGAAGGUGAAGCCAAAGUGCCAGAGAAGGAGGCCGCCAAGACCAAGGACGGCAAGUUCAAGAUGCCCAAGUUCGGCAUGCCUUCCUUUGGCUGGUCCAGCAGCAGAGAGGCCAAGGGCACCGUGGCCGCCGAGGCGGACGUCAGCCUCAAGGAGCCUCACGUGGCGGUGCCCUCGGGGGCCGCUGAAGUGGACGUGACCCUGCCCGGGGCUGAAGUCCAAGCUCCCGGCGUGGAGGUGACUGUCGAGACGGCUGCCAUCUCAGCUGAGGGCGAGAAAGGCCGAUUCAAGAUGCCCGACGUCAAGAUGCCCAGCGUCAAGCUGCCCAAAGUCAAAGCUCCCCAGGCGCAGGUCAGCCUGCCUAAGGCCGAGGUCUCGCUGCCCAAAGGCCAGGAGGGCGAUGUCGCCCUGCCGGGCCCCGAGGCCGAAGCCAGCCUGGAGGUGGCCGCCGGCAAAGCUGAGGGCGGCGGCAUGAAAAUACACAUGCCCAAAGUCAAGGUGCCCAGCGUGGUCUUCUCCAAGCCCACCGUCAAGGCUCCCAAAGUGGACGCAGAUGUCAGCCUCCCGCAGGCAGAGCUCAAGGCCGCCAACGUCAGCGUCGCGGCACCCGACGUCCAGCUGCCCUCGGUGGAAGGUUCCCUCGAUCUGCAGGCGCCUGACAUCGACCUCAAAACGCCCUCCACCGAAGGCAAGCUCGAGCUGGAAGGCACGGGCCUGAAAGCCAAGCUCAAGAUGCCCAAGUUCGACAAGCCCAAAUUCUCAGUGUCCUCUCCCAAGGCUGAGGCUCCCGCAGCCGAGGUCUGCCUGCCCAGCGCGGAGGUCGACCUCCCCUCCGCCGCCGUGACAGCCGCAGGGGAGGGCCCCGCGCUGGGCCUCAAAGCUGACAUUCCAGGAGCCAAGACCGAAGGCGCCGGCUUGAAGCUGGAGAAGCCCUCCCUCAAGAUGCCCAAAGCUGACAUCAAAGCUCCCAAGGUGGACAUCAGCCUGCCCUCCGUCGACGUCAGCCUUCCACAGGCCAGCGUUGACCUUCAGGCGCCCGAGGCCACCCUUAGCCUGGAAGGUGAAGCCAAAGUGCCAGAGAAGGAGGCCGCCAAGACCAAGGACGGCAAGUUCAAGAUGCCCAAGUUCGGCAUGCCUUCCUUUGGCUGGUCCAGCAGCAGAGAGGCCAAGGGCACCGUGGCCGCCGAGGCGGACGUCAGCCUCAAGGAGCCUCACGUGGCGGUGCCCUCGGGGGCCGCUGAAGUGGACGUGACCCUGCCUGGGGCUGAAGUCCAAGCUCCCGGCGUGGAGGUGACUGUCGAGACGGCCGCCAUCUCAGCUGAGGGCGAGAAAGGCCGAUUCAAGAUGCCCGACGUCAAGAUGCCCAGCGUCAAGCUGCCCAAAGUCAAAGCUCCCCAGGCGCAGGUCAGCCUGCCUAAGGCCGAGGUCUCGCUGCCCAAAGGCCAGGAGGGCGAUGUCGCCCUGCCGGGCCCCGAGGCCGAAGCCAGCCUGGAGGUGGCCGCCGGCAAAGCUGAGGGCGGCGGCAUGAAAAUACACAUGCCCAAAGUCAAGGUGCCCAGCGUGGUCUUCUCCAAGCCCACCGUCAAGGCUCCCAAAGUGGACGCAGAUGUCAGCCUCCCGCAGGCAGAGCUCAAGGCCGCCGACGUCAGCGUCGCGGCACCCGACGUCCAGCUGCCCUCGGUGGAAGGUUCCCUCGAUCUGCAGGCGCCUGACAUCGACCUCAAAACGCCCUCCACCGAAGGCAAGCUCGAGCUGGAAGGCACGGGCCUGAAAGCCAAGCUCAAGAUGCCCAAGUUCGACAAGCCCAAAUUCUCAGUGUCCUCUCCCAAGGCCGAGGCUCCCGCAGCCGAGGUCAGCCUGCCCAGCGCGGAGGUCGACCUCCCCUCCGCCGCCGUGACAGCCGCAGGGGAGGGCCCCGCGCUGGGCCUCAAAGCUGACAUUCCAGGAGCCAAGACCGAAGGCGCCGGCUUGAAGCUGGAGAAGCCCUCCCUCAAGAUGCCCAAAGCUGACAUCAAAGCUCCCAAGGUGGACAUCAGCCUGCCCUCCGUCGACGUCAGCCUUCCACAGGCCAGCGUUGACCUUCAGGCGCCCGAGGCCACCCUUAGCCUGGAAGGUGAAGCCAAAGUGCCAGAGAAGGAGGCCGCCAAGACCAAGGACGGCAAGUUCAAGAUGCCCAAGUUCGGCAUGCCUUCCUUUGGCUGGUCCAGCAGCAGAGAGGCCAAGGGCACCGUGGCCGCCGAGGCGGACGUCAGCCUCAAGGAGCCUCACGUGGCGGUGCCCUCGGGGGCCGCUGAAGUGGACGUGACCCUGCCUGGGGCUGAAGUCCAAGCUCCCGGCGUGGAGGUGACUGUCGAGACGGCCGCCAUCUCAGCUGAGGGCGAGAAAGGCCGAUUCAAGAUGCCCGACGUCAAGAUGCCCAGCGUCAAGCUGCCCAAAGUCAAAGCUCCCCAGGCGCAGGUCAGCCUGCCUAAGGCCGAGGUCUCGCUGCCCAAAGGCCAGGAGGGCGAUGUCGCCCUGCCGGGCCCCGAGGCCGAAGCCAGCCUGGAGGUGGCCGCCGGCAAAGCUGAGGGCGGCGGCAUGAAAAUACACAUGCCCAAAGUCAAGGUGCCCAGCGUGGUCUUCUCCAAGCCCACCGUCAAGGCUCCCAAAGUGGACGCAGAUGUCAGCCUCCCGCAGGCAGAGCUCAAGGCCGCCGACGUCAGCGUCGCGGCACCCGACGUCCAGCUGCCCUCGGUGGAAGGUUCCCUCGAUCUGCAGGCGCCUGACAUCGACCUCAAAACGCCCUCCACCGAAGGCAAGCUCGAGCUGGAAGGCACGGGCCUGAAAGCCAAGCUCAAGAUGCCCAAGUUCGACAAGCCCAAAUUCUCAGUGUCCUCUCCCAAGGCCGAGGCUCCCGCAGCCGAGGUCAGCCUGCCCAGCGCGGAGGCCGACCUCCCCUCCGCCGCCGUGACAGCCGCAGGGGAGGGCCCCGCGCUGGGCCUCAAAGCUGACAUUCCAGGAGCCAAGACCGAAGGCGCCGGCUUGAAGCUGGAGAAGCCCUCCCUCAAGAUGCCCAAAGCUGACAUCAAAGCUCCCAAGGUGGACAUCAGCCUGCCCUCCGUCGACGUCAGCCUUCCACAGGCCAGCGUUGACCUUCAGGCGCCCGAGGCCACCCUUAGCCUGGAAGGUGAAGCCAAAGUGCCAGAGAAGGAGGCCGCCAAGACCAAGGACGGCAAGUUCAAGAUGCCCAAGUUCGGCAUGCCUUCCUUUGGCUGGUCCAGCAGCAGAGAGGCCAAGGGCACCGUGGCCGCCGAGGCGGACGUCAGCCUCAAGGAGCCUCACGUGGCGGUGCCCUCGGGGGCCGCUGAAGUGGACGUGACCCUGCCCGGGGCUGAAGUCCAAGCUCCCGGCGUGGAGGUGACUGUCGAGACGGCCACCAUCUCAGCUGAGGGCGAGAAAGGCCGAUUCAAGAUGCCCGACGUCAAGAUGCCCAGCGUCAAGCUGCCCAAAGUCAAAGCUCCCCAGGCGCAGGUCAGCCUGCCUAAGGCCGAGGUCUCGCUGCCCAAAGGCCAGGAGGGCGAUGUCGCCCUGCCGGGCCCCGAGGCCGAAGCCAGCCUGGAGGUGGCCGCCGGCAAAGCUGAGGGCGGCGGCAUGAAAAUACACAUGCCCAAAGUCAAGGUGCCCAGCGUGGUCUUCUCCAAGCCCACCGUCAAGGCUCCCAAAGUGGACGCAGAUGUUAGCCUCCCGCAGGCAGAGCUCAAGGCCGCCGACGUCAGCGUCGCGGCACCCGACGUCCAGCUGCCCUCGGUGGAAGGUUCCCUCGAUCUGCAGGCGCCUGACAUCGACCUCAAAACGCCCUCCACCGAAGGCAAGCUAGAGCUGGAAGGCACGGGCCUGAAAGCCAAGCUCAAGAUGCCCAAGUUCGACAAGCCCAAAUUCUCAGUGUCCUCUCCCAAGGCCGAGGCUCCCGCAGCCGAGGUCAGCCUGCCCAGAGCGGAGGUCGACCUCCCCUCCGCCGCCGUGACAGCCGCAGGGGAGGGCCCCGCGCUGGGCCUCAAAGCUGACAUUCCAGGAGCCAAGACCGAAGGCGCCGGCUUGAAGCUGGAGAAGCCCUCCCUCAAGAUGCCCAAAGCUGACAUCAAAGCUCCCAAGGUGGACAUCAGCCUGCCCUCCGUCGACGUCAGCCUUCCACAGGCCAGCGUUGACCUUCAGGCGCCCGAGGCCACCCUUAGCCUGGAAGGUGAAGCCAAAGUGCCAGAGAAGGAGGCCGCCAAGACCAAGGACGGCAAGUUCAAGAUGCCCAAGUUCGGCAUGCCUUCCUUUGGCUGGUCCAGCAGCAGAGAGGCCAAGGGCACCGUGGCCGCCGAGGCGGACGUCAGCCUCAAGGAGCCUCACGUGGCGGUGCCCUCGGGGGCCGCUGAAGUGGACGUGACCCUGCCUGGGGCUGAAGUCCAAGCUCCCGGCGUGGAGGUGACUGUCGAGACGGCCGCCAUCUCAGCUGAGGGCGAGAAAGGCCGAUUCAAGAUGCCCGACGUCAAGAUGCCCAGCGUCAAGCUGCCCAAAGUCAAAGCUCCCCAGGCGCAGGUCAGCCUGCCUAAGGCCGAGGUCUCGCUGCCCAAAGGCCAGGAGGGCGAUGUCGCCCUGCCGGGCCCCGAGGCCGAAGCCAGCCUGGAGGUGGCCGCCGGCAAAGCUGAGGGCGGCGGCAUGAAAAUACACAUGCCCAAAGUCAAGGUGCCCAGCGUGGUCUUCUCCAAGCCCACCGUCAAGGCUCCCAAAGUGGACGCAGAUGUCAGCCUCCCGCAGGCAGAGCUCAAGGCCGCCGACGUCAGCGUCGCGGCACCCGACGUCCAGCUGCCCUCGGUGGAAGGCUCCCUCGAGCUGCAGGCGCCUGACAUCGACCUCAAAACGCCCUCCACCGAAGGCAAGCUAGAGCUGGAAGGCACGGGCCUGAAAGCCAAGCUCAAGAUGCCCAAGUUCGACAAGCCCAAAUUCUCAGUGUCCUCUCCCAAGGCCGAGGCUCCCGCAGCCGAGGUCAGCCUGCCCAGCGCGGAGGUCGACCUCCCCUCCGCCGCCGUGACAGCCGCAGGGGAGGGCCCCGCGCUGGGCCUCAAAGCUGACAUUCCAGGAGCCAAGACCGAAGGCGCCGGCUUGAAGCUGGAGAAGCCCUCCCUCAAGAUGCCCAAAGCUGACAUCAAAGCUCCCAAGGUGGACAUCAGCCUGCCCUCCGUCGACGUCAGCCUUCCACAGGCCAGCGUUGACCUUCAGGCGCCCGAGGCCACCCUUAGCCUGGAAGGUGAAGCCAAAGUGCCAGAGAAGGAGGCCGCCAAGACCAAGGACGGCAAGUUCAAGAUGCCCAAGUUUGGCAUGCCUUCCUUUGGCUGGUCCAGCAGCAGAGAGGCCAAGGGCACCGUGGCCGCCGAGGCGGACGUCAGCCUCAAGGAGCCUCACGUGGCGGUGCCCUCGGGGGCCGCUGAAGUGGACGUGACCCUGCCCGGGGCUGAAGUCCAAGCUCCCGGCGUGGAGGUGACUGUCGAGACGGCCGCCAUCUCAGCUGAGGGCGAGAAAGGCCGAUUCAAGAUGCCCGACGUCAAGAUGCCCAGCGUCAAGCUGCCCAAAGUCAAAGCUCCCCAGGCGCAGGUCAGCCUGCCUAAGGCCGAGGUCUCGCUGCCCAAAGGCCAGGAGGGCGAUGUCGCCCUGCCGGGCCCCGAGGCCGAAGCCAGCCUGGAGGUGGCCGCCGGCAAAGCUGAGGGCGGCGGCAUGAAAAUACACAUGCCCAAAGUCAAGGUGCCCAGCGUGGUCUUCUCCAAGCCCACCGUCAAGGCUCCCAAAGUGGACGCAGAUGUCAGCCUCCCGCAGGCAGAGCUCAAGGCCGCCGACGUCAUCGUCGCGGCACCCGACGUCCAGCUGCCCUCGGUGGAAGGUUCCCUCGAUCUGCAGGCGCCUGACAUCGACCUCAAAACGCCCUCCACCGAAGGCAAGCUCGAGCUGGAAGGCACGGGCCUGAAAGCCAAGCUCAAGAUGCCCAAGUUCGACAAGCCCAAAUUCUCAGUGUCCUCUCCCAAGGCCGAGGCUCCCGCAGCCGAGGUCAGCCUGCCCAGCGCGGAGGUCGACCUCCCCUCCGCCGCCGUGACAGCCGCAGGGGAGGGCCCCGCGCUGGGCCUCAAAGCUGACAUUCCAGGAGCCAAGACCGAAGGCGCCGGCUUGAAGCUGGAGAAGCCCUCCCUCAAGAUGCCCAAAGCUGACAUCAAAGCUCCCAAGGUGGACAUCAGCCUGCCCUCCGUCGACGUCAGCCUUCCACAGGCCAGCGUUGACUUUCAGGCGCCCGAGGCCACCCUUAGCCUGGAAGGUGAAGCCAAAGUGCCAGAGAAGGAGGCCGCCAAGACCAAGGACGGCAAGUUCAAGAUGCCCAAGUUCGGCAUGCCUUCCUUUGGCUGGUCCAGCAGCAGAGAGGCCAAGGGCACCGUGGUCGCCGAGGCGGACGUCAGCCUCAAGGAGCCUCACGUGGCGGUGCCCUCGGGGGCCGCUGAAGUGGACGUGACCCUGCCUGGGGCUGAAGUCCAAGCUCCCGGCGUGGAGGUGACUGUCGAGACGGCCGCCAUCUCAGCUGAGGGCGAGAAAGGCCGAUUCAAGAUGCCCGACGUCAAGAUGCCCAGCGUCAAGCUGCCCAAAGUCAAAGCUCCCCAGGCGCAGGUCAGCCUGCCUAAGGCCGAGGUCUCGCUGCCCAAAGGCCAGGAGGGCGAUGUCGCCCUGCCGGGCCCCGAGGCCGAAGCCAGCCUGGAGGUGGCCGCCGGCAAAGCUGAGGGCGGCGGCAUGAAAAUACACAUGCCCAAAGUCAAGGUGCCCAGCGUGGUCUUCUCCAAGCCCACCGUCAAGGCUCCCAAAGUGGACGCAGAUGUCAGCCUCCCGCAGGCAGAGCUCAAGGCCGCCGACGUCAGCGUCGCGGCACCCGACGUCCAGCUGCCCUCGGUGGAAGGUUCCCUCGAUCUGCAGGCGCCUGACAUCGACCUCAAAACGCCCUCCACCGAAGGCAAGCUAGAGCUGGAAGGCACGGGCCUGAAAGCCAAGCUCAAGAUGCCCAAGUUCGACAAGCCCAAAUUCUCAGUGUCCUCUCCCAAGGCCGAGGCUCCCGCAGCCGAGGUCAGCCUGCCCAGCGCGGAGGUCGACCUCCCCUCCGCCGCCGUGACAGCCGCAGGGGAGGGCCCCGCGCUGGGCCUCAAAGCUGACAUUCCAGGAGCCAAGACCGAAGGCGCCGGCUUGAAGCUGGAGAAGCCCUCCCUCAAGAUGCCCAAAGCUGACAUCAAAGCUCCCAAGGUGGACAUCAGCCUGCCCUCCGUCGACGUCAGCCUUCCACAGGCCAGCGUUGACUUUCAGGCGCCCGAGGCCACCCUUAGCCUGGAAGGUGAAGCCAAAGUGCCAGAGAAGGAGGCCGCCAAGACCAAGGACGGCAAGUUCAAGAUGCCCAAGUUCGGCAUGCCUUCCUUUGGCUGGUCCAGCAGCAGAGAGGCCAAGGGCACCGUGGCCGCCGAGGCGGACGUCAGCCUCAAGGAGCCUCACGUGGCGGUGCCCUCGGGGGCCGCUGAAGUGGACGUGACCCUGCCCGGGGCUGAAGUCCAAGCUCCCGGCGUGGAGGUGACUGUCGAGACGGCUGCCAUCUCAGCUGAGGGCGAGAAAGGCCGAUUCAAGAUGCCCGACGUCAAGAUGCCCAGCGUCAAGCUGCCCAAAGUCAAAGCUCCCCAGGCGCAGGUCAGCCUGCCUAAGGCCGAGGUCUCGCUGCCCAAAGGCCAGGAGGGCGAUGUCGCCCUGCCGGGCCCCGAGGCCGAAGCCAGCCUGGAGGUGGCCGCCGGCAAAGCUGAGGGCGGCGGCAUGAAAAUACACAUGCCCAAAGUCAAGGUGCCCAGCGUGGUCUUCUCCAAGCCCACCGUCAAGGCUCCCAAAGUGGACGCAGAUGUCAGCCUCCCGCAGGCAGAGCUCAAGGCCGCCGACGUCAUCGUCGCGGCACCCGACGUCCAGCUGCCCUCGGUGGAAGGUUCCCUCGAUCUGCAGGCGCCUGACAUCGACCUCAAAACGCCCUCCACCGAAGGCAAGCUAGAGCUGGAAGGCACGGGCCUGAAAGCCAAGCUCAAGAUGCCCAAGUUCGACAAGCCCAAAUUCUCAGUGUCCUCUCCCAAGGCCGAGGCUCCCGCAGCCGAGGUCUGCCUGCCCAGCGCGGAGGUCGACCUCCCCUCCACCGCCGUGACAGCCGCAGGGGAGGGCCCCGCGCUGGGCCUCAAAGCUGACAUUCCAGGAGCCAAGACCGAAGGCGCCGGCUUGAAGCUAGAGAAGCCCUCCCUCAAGAUGCCCAAAGCUGACAUCAAAGCUCCCAAGGUGGACAUCAGCCUGCCCUCCGUCGACGUCAGCCUUCCACAGGCCAGCGUUGACCUUCAGGCGCCCGAGGCCACCCUUAGCCUGGAAGGUGAAGCCAAAGUGCCAGAGAAGGAGGCCGCCAAGACCAAGGACGGCAAGUUCAAGAUGCCCAGGUUCGGCAUGCCUUCCUUUGGCUGGUCCAGCAGCAGAGAGGCCAAGGGCACCGUGGCCGCCGAGGCGGACGUCAGCCUCAAGGAGCCUCACGUGGCGGUGCCCUCGGGGGCCGCUGAAGUGGACGUGACCCUGCCUGGGGCUGAAGUCCAAGCUCCCGGCGUGGAGGUGACUGUCGAGACGGCCGCCAUCUCAGCUGAGGGCGAGAAAGGCCGAUUCAAGAUGCCCGACGUCAAGAUGCCCAGCGUCAAGCUGCCCAAAGUCAAAGCUCCCCAGGCGCAGGUCAGCCUGCCUAAGGCCGAGGUCUCGCUGCCCAAAGGCCAGGAGGGCGAUGUCACCCUGCCGGGCCCCGAGGCCGAAGCCAGCCUGGAGGUGGCCGCCGGCAAAGCUGAGGGCGGCGGCAUGAAAAUACACAUGCCCAAAGUCAAGGUGCCCAGCGUGGUCUUCUCCAAGCCCACCGUCAAGGCUCCCAAAGUGGACGCAGAUGUCAGCCUCCCGCAGGCAGAGCUCAAGGCCGCCGACGUCAGCGUCGCGGCACCCGACGUCCAGCUGCCCUCGGUGGAAGGUUCCCUCGAUCUGCAGGCGCCUGACAUCGACCUCAAAACGCCCUCCACCGAAGGCAAGCUAGAGCUGGAAGGCACGGGCCUGAAAGCCAAGCUCAAGAUGCCCAAGUUCGACAAGCCCAAAUUCUCAGUGUCCUCUCCCAAGGCCGAGGCUCCCGCAGCCGAGGUCAGCCUGCCCAGAGCGGAGGUCGACCUCCCCUCCGCCGCCGUGACAGCCGCAGGGGAGGGCCCCGCGCUGGGCCUCAAAGCUGACAUUCCAGGAGCCAAGACCGAAGGCGCCGGCUUGAAGCUGGAGAAGCCCUCCCUCAAGAUGCCCAAAGCUGACAUCAAAGCUCCCAAGGUGGACAUCAGCCUGCCCUCCGUCGACGUCAGCCUUCCACAGGCCAGCGUUGACCUUCAGGCGCCCGAGGCCACCCUUAGCCUGGAAGGUGAAGCCAAAGUGCCAGAGAAGGAGGCCGCCAAGACCAAGGACGGCAAGUUCAAGAUGCCCAAGUUCGGCAUGCCUUCCUUUGGCUGGUCCAGCAGCAGAGAGGCCAAGGGCACCGUGGCCACCGAGGUGGACGUCAGCCUCAAGGAGCCUCACGUGGCGGUGCCCUCGGGGGCCGCUGAAGCGGACUUGGCAUUGCCUGGCAGUGAUAUCCAAGAGCCGUGUUUUGGUCUUGAGUCUUCCACUAGUAAUGAGGUAGAAAUUGGGAAAUGUAAAUCUUCUGUUUUUAGAAUGCCCAAAAUUUCUUUUUCUAAGGGUUUCAAAUCUCGCUCCCCAACCCCAUCUGCAGGUGAUGUUUCUGUUUCUGAAACCCUUUGUUAUACUUUCACAGAAUACCCUUCUUCAGUUCCUUCUGAAAGUGUUGGGUCCGAAUAUUUUCCUGACGUUAAGGGAGAAAUUAUAUCUAAAAGUGCUAAAUUCAGGGUUCCUAGCAUUGGUUUCUCUAAAGCUGAAGUGACUUCGCCUGAAAGUGAUAUGGAGUCCUCAUUACAAAAGGGGAAUAUUACUCUUACCAAAUACCAAUUUUUUCUAACAGAAUCUGAGUCAAAAGUAUCCUCUCUUGCCGAUGAAAAUCUUUCAGAUUUUGAAAUUUUAAAUGAAGAUGCUUCUGAGGAGCAAGGAGGUCUUAAGUUAGAGGGGACAACACCUGCUGAAAUACCUUUAAUUGACACAGAGGUCACAGUUAAAAUUCCUAAAUUCCGAAAACCAAAAUUCAGAAUUCGAUCUAAGGGAAAAGCAACUCAAAGUGACACCUGUUCCAGUGUGGAAUCUGAAAUUUCCAAGGGAAGGAUAACAUCUGAUAUGACUGAUCCUGAUAUUGAAAAACCAGCUCAAAUCUCUGACACCCAGCUUGGCGUAAAGUUGCAUAAGCCUUCACUUGAAGUUUUCCUGGAUGCACCAACAGUGGAUCCAAAUCUCUCACCCAUGGAGGUUACCUUGCCAAAAUUAGAAGCAGAAAUCCAUGGACCAGAUUUAGAGUGCAAGGCAGAACAGGAAGUAGUUACAGGAGAGAAGGGUACCGAGGAGAAAGAAAACAAAUUUAAAUCACCAAAAUUCAAACUACCUUCAUUUAGGUGGUCACCAAAGAAAGAAGCUGUUGCCCCUUCUCACAUUGAGGAACAACUGGAAGGACCCACUUUGUCUACUUUAUCUGAAGACAUGGGAUCUGAAUUAACUUUUCCUAGUCUUGAGAAUCAAUACCUCCAUGAUGAAUUUGAUACAAUCGAAAAAGAUGGUGAAAAGGCCAAAACCAAGAAGUCCCAAUUUACCAUGCCAAAGAUCUCAUUCCCUAAAAUUAAGGGUCAGAAGGUACAGGUCUCUCCACCCGUAGUGGAAACUGAUGCUUUUGGACCCAAACAAGAAAAAGAAGGUGUUUCUGUUCAGAUAUCUGAGAAAGGGAGUAGUGGAGAAGGGGCAGGACUGGGUAUAAAAGUGCCAAAAGUUACAGUCCCAACUUUGGAAUUUUCCAAACCAGAAAUCAAAGCUCCCAAAAUAGAGAUGGAUAUUAGCAUACCUACAGGUGAGGUCAUAGUUCCUACCUGUGAAGAAGAUGGGCUGACAUUGAAAUCAGCUGCUGCUAAUGCCAGCCUCUCCACCUCAGAUAUUAAGACACCUGAAGGUCUUCUUGAGGUGAAGAGUCCUGACGUAAGUGUUGAAAGAACAUCAAGUGAAAAUGCUGUGGGUGAUGUAGAGAUAAAAGCUGAAGGUUCUGAAGGGAAAACAAAAAUGUCUAAAUUCCAAAUGCCAAAGGUAGGAAUUACAUUUUCUAAGGGGAAAGGGUCAGAAAAGGAUGUUGGCCAAUCCAAAUCAGAAGUCAAAGUUCCCCAGCUAAAAGCAAUAGUAGAAAUGUCUGACAUUGCUGUUGAAGCACCAGACUUGGAGGUGAAACAUGGCACAGAAAUGGAGACUUACAGCCCUGAAGCCAAAAUUACCAAAACUGACAGUAAGGCAUCAGAGGCUGAUGUUCUCCUCCCAUCAGCUGACAUUUCUAUUCCAAAACCAAACAGUGAAAUUCAGGAGUCAGAUGUAGCAGUAAAGAUCAAGGGGGAAAUAAAGCAAGAUGGAGAUGGAGAAGAGAAAGAAGGACAUUUCAAAAUGCCCAAAUUCAAACUUCCAUCCUUCAGUUGGUCACCAAAGAAGGAAGCAAGUGUUAAAUCAGAUUCUGGAGCGAAUUUGGAAGACCGAAAGCUUGCUGUCAUGACAAGCAGAAUAGACACAGAAGUGAAAGAAACUGCAACUGAUGAUCAAGGUAGUGGGCCAGACCUUGCUCUGGAAAUAUCUGUAGGAAAAGUUGAACAAAAAAGUCCAAUUAAAAAGCCUCAAUUUGUCAUGCCUAAAAUUUCAAUCUCCAAGAUCAAGGUUCCAAAAUCUCAGUCUCACUCACCAAAAGUUGGAGUUGAUGCUGCUCUUCCUAAAAGAGAAAUAGAGGGUGAUGAUUCAAUUAAGAUACCUGAUAUAGAAAAAAGUCAUCCUGAAGGAACUGAAGAAGGGGCACAAAUAAGCAUAAAACUGGCUGACACUAUGGAGUUUUCCAGAGUAGAAACUGAAGCCUCUAGAACUGAAAUAACAGUCAGCUCAGCAAAGAUUGAUGCUUCUUUGACUCCCUCAGAGAAGAGUUUUCAACAGGUUGACUUAAAAAUAAAUUCUAUCACUGAAUGCAACAUUCAAAAAACAGGUAUUAAGCUCCCCAAAGGAGAAGCAUCAGUUGAUUUGAAGAGCCCUGAUAUGUUAACAGAAAGCUCAUCAGUUGUGGAUGGAAGAAAAAUUAAAUUGGAAGGUCCUGAAGGGAAGAUUAAAAUGCCCAAAUUCCAGAAGACAAAGUUUGGAAUCUCCCUAACGAAAGGGAAAGUCCCAGAGACAGAGAUCAACUCUCCAAAAAUAGAAGCUGAGCUACCCCAGCUAAGAACGAUGAACGAAAUUGCUGACAUUGCUGUGGGAGUUCCAGCAUCAGAACUUACAUCUGAUAUGCCAGAUAGUGAAGUAGUUGAUGGUAAGAUAAAAACACCCCAGGUUUUGACAGGUGGCACUGAAGAUGAAAAGGUAGACAUAAGCACCCAGUCAGUGUCUAAACCAGUGACAGAGGGAAUUAUUGAGAAUUUUGAGAAGGAAAUCAAAUUAAAAGAACGUGAAAUAAAAGCUGAAGAAGUUCAAACUGAGGAAUAUCAGGGAUGGUUUAAAAUGCCAAAAUUCAGAAUACCUGCAUUUAGCAGGUCAUCUUUAAAGGAAAAAAAAAAUGAUGUUGAUACUGAAAAAAUUAUGGAAAAAGCUCAGGCAACUAUUCCUGCUGCUAAAGUACAAACUGAAAUAAGUAUUCCUGAAAAUACCUUCUCAUUACCACAUGGAGUUGUUGAUAUUACUGUUGGAAAAGAAGGGAUUCAAAAAUUCGGAGAUUCUGUGAAGGGUUCUGAUGUUAGCUUACCAAAGAUGGAAGGAGAUACUUCAUUAUCCACAGAUGGAACAGAUAGCAGAGUGAAUAUUCCAAAAACUGAAACUUAUGCAGAUGUAGUUAAGCGCAGUGCUGAAGGACAUACUUCAGAAAUCACAGUGUCUGCAGCACAAUUGUCUAAAUCAUACCCAAGUGCUUCAGAAACUGACAAAGACAAGAGUUCAACAAAUAGGUUUCCUACAUGUACUCAGGCCUUUCCAGAGCAUAAAGGCAAAUCACAGGAUAUAGAAGUCCCAAAGGUAGGAAGUUCCAUGAAGUUAGAGACAUCAGGGGUAGGAUGCAAACCAUUAACAGGUGAAAUUACUCUGGAUGCAACACAGAAGAAAAGAGAUGUUAGUCUUCCAAAGGAAGAGCUAGACAGUCAAAAUAAAGAAGCAGCAAGUAAAAAAGGAAAGAUAAAGGGUGAGGUGAAAAUCAUAGGAAAAGACAGUGAAGAAAGUCAGUUAAAAAGGACUAUAUGUGAAUGGUCUACAACAAAAGGAUCAGAAGAUGGUACUUACGUUACUGCUAAGAUGGAAGAUCUAAAGGUAGAAGUUCCAACAGUGCAGACAGAUGUUAGAAUUACUGAAGUAGAUGCUGAAAUGAAAUUUCAAGUGAAAAGUGUUGAAAAGCAUGUGUCUGCAGGAGUGGAAGUGCAAGUAGAAGACAGAGCAGAAACCAGUAAAAUUAAAGCAUACAAGUUUAAGAUUCCCAAGUUUGGAAUGUUGCAUUCAGAAAUCAAGGGGUUUGAAGAUGAUACCAAUUUGCUGAAGUCAGAAGCUGAUUCAGCUCCUGAAAGUGAAAGAGGCACAGCAGAAAUGCAGUUACGAAAACCAGAAGGAUCAGUUGACCUGAAAAGUCCAGCUCUAGAUCAUUCAGAAGCAUCUACCAGAAUAACAGGAGAAACAGUGGACCAAACACAAGGUGUCCCAGAAGUAAGUGUAAGAAUUCCCAAACUAAAAAUACCAAGAUUCACAUUCAGAACUCUCCCAAUUGAAGCUGAUGUUUUACUGUCAAAAGUAGCAACAGAUCCAAAGGGUUCUAGUACUGACAUUGAAAUAGUGCAACUGGAAGGAAGCUCUGCUAUCCCUGAAGAAGCAGGAGCUCUAAAGGGGGGUAUUCAAAAAGCAAAAAGCAAAAUUUUAACGCUGACUGAACCUGACAUUAAAACAGCACAAAUGACAGCUACCAUGGAGUCCUCCCUUUCAAGUGCAGGGCAAGACAUUCAUUGGUCUUAUAUAGAGGGCCAAGAAGUGAGUGAAAAAGUGGAACCUGAACAUGUUGCUAUUGAGAGGUGUGAGAUUUACACUACUGAAAUACUGAAAGGAUCAGAGAUUCUGUCAUCAGAGGUCAAAACUGCUACUUUGGGAUUCUCCCUGCUCAAGACAAAGUUGCCUGAAUCACACAGUGAUUUAGAUGUGCUGGUCCAGCAGCCAUCUCCAACAGGAGGUGCAUCAGUGAGAAAACCUACACAUGCUGGUGAAAGCUUUGGGGUAGCAGCACAGAGAACUGGCAGUGCUGAGCUUGGACUAUCUGACAAACCACACCAUGAGUCUGAAGAAUCUAGAGGAAAAGUAAGUCUGACAAAGUUAAAAACAUCUGCUGAAGUAAAGUGUUCCAGUAAACUUGAAGAGAGUUUCCCUGAUAAAGCACCAGAGGGAAUAACUGCAGCUUCUCUCUCUAAAGAUGAAGAUGUAGUUGAAGAUGAAGAAAAAGACAUAACCAAUGAGAAAGAAAAGACUGAUAGUAAAAGAUCUCCUGGAAGAUUCAAGUUCUGGCUUCCAAAUAUUGGCUUUUCAUCUUCUGGGGAUGAAACAAGCACAGAUGCAAAACCAGAAAUAAAAAAAUCAGUUCCAGAAGAUGUGAAACCUGCUGACACAUCAGAUGAUUCCUCUAAGCAGGCAGAUAAAACUGGAUGGUUUCGAUUUCCCAAGCUUGGUUUCACAUCUCCUUCCAAAAAGGCUAAGUCUGUUGACAAAGAGGAGGUUGGUCAUAAAGAGGGGAGUCACUCAGAUGAAGAUAGCCCAACAGAUAAACCAGAUGUAUUUUUUGAUGCACAAGAAAGCUUAUCACCUAAAGAAAUAGGAGAGGGUGAAAAAGCUGAAAUUGAUGGAGCCUCAUCCAUUGUGACAUCUUCAGCAAGAACUGAGCUAAUCUUAUUGGAGGAAGAAAAAGAUAGUAAAUCUAAUAUUGUUGGAGAUACAAUCAAAUGA
Messenger RNA from Cinclus cinclus, 22917 nucleotides. It is a transcript of the gene AHNAK2, whose product is annotated as AHNAK nucleoprotein 2. The record is from RefSeq and is a predicted model, not a curated record. Gene Ontology annotation, molecular function: protein binding. Gene Ontology annotation, biological process: regulation of RNA splicing. Lineage: Eukaryota; Metazoa; Chordata; Aves; Passeriformes; Cinclidae. The coding region runs from base 1 to 22917 and encodes 7638 amino acids. The transcript is spliced from 7 exons. Gene Ontology annotation, cellular component: costamere; cytoplasm; nucleus.